ACCUUCGUUUGAAGUAGAAACGCUUCUGCAGUUCCGCUUCACAGACACACACAUACUGGAACUCCAAAAUGAUUAACAACGGAGUCUGCAGUCUCCGCACGUGUCUCCGUUUCCCGGAGAGACCUCUAUUCCUACCAUCGCCGCGCUCAUUCAGUUGCCGGCGGCGGUUUCGUACCACUGCAUCCGAAACCAACAAGAAAGAGAAGGUGGUUGUGAUUUCUGGACCCACCGGUUCCGGCAAGAGCCGCCUUGCAUUGGAACUCGCUAAGCGCCUUAACGGCGAAAUCGUCAGCGCCGACUCCGUUCAGGUAUAUCGAGGUCUUGAUGUUGGAUCUGCAAAGCCUUCUCCAAAUGAUAGAAAGGAAGUACGGCAUCAUCUGAUUGACAUACUGCACCCAUCUGAAGACUAUUCUGUUGGGCAGUUUUUUGAGGAUGCAAGGCAUGCUACAAGACGUAUUCUUGACAAUGGCCAUGUUCCCAUUGUUGUUGGGGGCACUGGAUUGUAUUUAAGAUGGUUCAUAUAUGGAAAGCCAGAUGUACCUAAAGCCUCUCCAGAUAUUUCAUCUGAAGCAUAUCAAGAGUUAGCUGAACUACAAAGGAAUGAGGACUGGGAUGCAGCUGUGCAGUUGGUGGUAAAAGCAGGUGAUCCAAAGGCCCAAUUUCUAACAAUGAAUGAUUGGUACCGAUUACGGCGUAGCCUAGAGAUUAUUAAGUCUAGUGGAUCACCUCCUUCUGCUUUUCCAGUACCGUAUGAUUCUUUCAGGGAACAGGGUGAUUGUAGUCUUGCCGAUGAUUCUGCGUCUUCUGAUAUGAACCCAUAUGGUGAUGCAAUGGAUGAAACCAAAUUGUCAGAGUUAGACUAUGAGUUUAUGUGUUUUUUCCUUUCUAGCCAAAGACUUGACCUCUAUAAGUCAAUUGAUUAUCGGUGUGAAGAUAUGCUACUAGGAAGGGAUGGGAUUUUGUCUGAGGCUCGAUGGCUUCUUGAUACUGGUCUUAAUCCAAACUCCAAUUCUGCAACAAAAGCAAUUGGUUACAGACAAGCCAUGGAGUACUUACUAAAAUGCAGACAGCAACAGGGUGAGAGUUCAGUUGGAGAAUUUUACAAAUUCUUGUUUGAAUUUCAAAAAGCAUCACGGAAUUUUGCUAAAAGGCAGUUGACAUGGUUUCGCAAUGAACAGAUAUACCACUGGCUUGAUGCUUCUAAACCUCUGGAAACCAUUCUCGAUUUCAUUCAUGGCUCAUACUAUGAUAGGAAUGGAAGUCUUCUUGUUCCUGAACACCUAAAAAUGUCGAGAGAUAUUUCUAAUCACAAAGAAGCUUCUAAACUUAAGUCUUACCGCACUAAAAAUAGGCAUUUUGUAAACGGGGAAGAUUGUUCUCAUAUUCUGGACUGGAUAAGGAAGACUCAGAGGUGAAGGGAUAGCGAUUUUCUUUUUGCAUUCCCUUAAACUGGCUUCAAAUUUGAAAUUAUAAAGGAGGGUACUAAGUUUUCAGGUUACACAGGAAGUUCUUGUUACCCUUGCUUGGUUAGAUCAUUUUGUCAGCCGCAAUAACUUAUUGAUAGAGUGUAAUUGAUUUUUGACUGAGCUUAAUGGUGACAUGUAAUCCAUGUAAUUAAUCUCAAUAAAUGAGAUAAGACUUGAUUGUUGUUGUUGAUGGUGUAAUAUUUUAUUGAUAGAGUACUGUAACGACAGCUGAACUUAGUCGCAUCAACGGCAUAAGCGGGGCGAAAAAGCAGCUGAGGAAAUACAAUACAUUUUUGGUUUUGUCUUCAUUUUUACCAUCCUACCAUGUAUUCUCUGUUCAUGUUCAGUUAUUUGCGGCCUUUAUUACACUUAGGUCUUGGAAAUGAGAUCUGUAACACUAGCCACGCAGACUUCAGAAAGAGAAAAUAAGCAAGGAAAAACAGAAUAUAAAUUUUGCUUAUCGUUGGAACUGAGAAUGUUGAACAUUGUUUGGUAUCAACUAUAUUGAACUGCACCGAUAUUGGCGUGGGUGGCAACUAUCAAAUUUUCCUUGUCACUUGCAAUAGAACGAACAUAUGAUUUUGAAUUCCCAAGUUGUGCACUUUCGGCCUCCCUUGGGAAGUCUUCUAGCAGACGCAAUGGCUGUUCUUGUAUUUUUAAGCGUUUUUCGUGUUUUAAGGGUAUACAAUAAAAGAUUCUUAAUAUUUAAUAUUUUUGCUUUAUAGU
Abrus precatorius (Indian licorice) is the source of this 2192-nucleotide messenger RNA. Its product is annotated as tRNA dimethylallyltransferase 9. NCBI's taxonomy places the organism in Eukaryota, Viridiplantae, Streptophyta, Magnoliopsida, Fabales, Fabaceae. The transcript has 11 exons. The record is from RefSeq and is a predicted model, not a curated record. The coding region runs from base 69 to 1415 and encodes 448 amino acids. Gene Ontology annotation, biological process: cytokinin biosynthetic process; tRNA modification. Gene Ontology annotation, molecular function: tRNA dimethylallyltransferase activity.